AGAAACUUUCUUCUCGUCCUUGCGUCUUUCCAACUUUCCCGUCAGAAAUACCUACCUCCUUUGCUUUCUCAAACCUCACCUCUCCCUCCAACCACUCACUCAUACACCAACCAGACCUGCCUCGACAUCGACCUUUCCUGACAAGAUCCCACUCCUACAGCUCAGCUCAGCUCCACUGCUUGCUCUGCAUCUCUCACAGGCCUUGCUCUCGAGCCUCCAACCGAAGCUCAAGCACCCACGAGCAGCACUUGCCAGUAAAUCCCAUUCGACUUGACUUCGCCGGGCUACGCGCUUCGACGAAUCAAUAGCACCAACCUUCUCAAUCAAACACCCACCUCUUUCUAAAUGCCCAAAAUGGCCCAAGUCAACGGCGACCUCCCGAGCGUGAACUCGGUUGCAAUCCAGCAUUUCCUGGACUACCCGGCUGUGCAUGAUAGCGUCGUCACUUUCAGGAACAACCCUGUCGGCAAGAAGUCCCUGGCCUUCAGCGAAUCUGCUUACAAGGCCUUCGCCGAGCCCCUUCUGCCCCUCUUCGCUCGUCCCUGGAACUACCUCCGCCCGUAUGCCGAGAAGGCAGACAACCUCGGCGACCAAGCUCUGUCAGCUGUUGACGAGCGCUUCCCUGUCGUCAAGAAGCCUACCGAGGAGCUCUAUGCUGGCGCUAGAGACAUUAUCGCUCUUCCCUUCCGCACGGGCUUCGAGGCCAAGGACCAUGUCCUCAAGACGUACAGCCAAGAGAAGAAGAAGAUCGGCAACGACAAUGUCGUCGCCCUUGGCAAGGCCGUCGUUAGCACCGUCCUCAUCUCUACCAGCGAGAUCAUCAUGUGGGUUGGCGACGUCCUCCACCACAAGAAGGAGGAGACCAAGGAGGUCGCCAACGAGAAGGUCAACAACUAAAUAGGCUCGCGGCCCCGUACGUGUACAAUCAAUUUUGGCUGAUCUUCCUCUCUCCUGUCCUCCCCCCCCUUUUCCAUAUACCCUUCACCCUCUCGCAGCCACUCUUGAACUAU
This is a messenger RNA of Colletotrichum navitas, 1010 nucleotides long. RefSeq lists its product as uncharacterized. Lineage: Eukaryota; Fungi; Ascomycota; Sordariomycetes; Glomerellales; Glomerellaceae. The transcript has 2 exons. The coding region runs from base 346 to 897 and encodes 183 amino acids. The record is from RefSeq and is a predicted model, not a curated record.